Frankliniella occidentalis (western flower thrips) is the source of this 2200-nucleotide messenger RNA. RefSeq names its product EH domain-containing protein 1. The record is from RefSeq and is a predicted model, not a curated record. Gene Ontology annotation, cellular component: plasma membrane; cytoplasm. Gene Ontology annotation, molecular function: calcium ion binding; GTP binding; protein binding. The transcript has 7 exons. NCBI's taxonomy places the organism in Eukaryota, Metazoa, Arthropoda, Insecta, Thysanoptera, Thripidae. Gene Ontology annotation, biological process: endosomal transport; endocytosis. The coding region runs from base 16 to 1794 and encodes 592 amino acids.
GAAGUAAGGUUCAUAAUGGGGGCUGUGACCCGAAAAGCUUCUGCUUGUGAUUUUACAGCCGCCGCCACAGCAGCCAGCAGCAACUACGCAAAGAAAACAACUUCUCAACGUUUUGGGAAGAUGAUUUACCGACAUCUACUGGUCAACUUACGUCCGCAACUAAGGCUUGCAAACAGCCGAUAUUUCACCAAAUGGUUCCAAAGUAGUUCGGAAUAUACAAGCAUAUCAGAAGGACUGAAGAAAAUCUAUGACAGCAAACUUUUGCCUCUAGAGGAGAAGUAUCUAUUCCAUGAUUUCCAUGGACCUAAACUUAAUGCCCCUGAUUUUGAGGCAAAACCCAUUGUCCUGCUUAUGGGACAAUAUUCUACAGGCAAAACAACAUUCAUCCGUUUUCUUUUGGAAAGGGAUUUUCCAGGAAUGUCAAUUGGCCCAGAGCCCACAACAGACAAAUUCAUUGUAUUAAUGAAGGGUGAACGUGAAGGAGUAAUACCUGGCAAUGCUUUAGUUGUUGACUCUUCAAGACAAUUCAAUCAAUUGUCGAAAUUUGGAAAUCCAUUUUUGAAGCGUUUUCAAUGUUCUCUUGUUCCUUCACCUGUUUUAUCAGGUAUGACUUUGAUAGAUACACCAGGCAUCCUCUCUGGUGAAAAGCAAAGGGUUGACCGUGGUUAUGACUUUAGUGGUGUCCUUGAGUGGUUUGCUGGUAGAGUUGACCGAAUCAUUCUCCUGUUUGAUGCUCAUAAAUUGGACAUAUCUGAUGAGUUUAAACGCUCACUUAAGGCAUUACAUGGCCAUGAAGACAAAAUUCGCAUUCUAUUAAAUAAAGCAGACAAAAUCAAUCACCAACAACUCAUGAGAGUUUAUGGGGCUCUUAUGUGGUCUCUUGGAAAAGUAUUUACCACUCCUGAGGUAUCACGGGUAUAUGUUGGAUCAUUCUGGGACAAUCCUCUUGAAAAUGAUAUGAACCGGAAACUGUUUGAUGAUGAAAAAGAAGAUCUAUUUAGAGACCUGCGGUCUCUACCAGAAUAUGCUGAAUUGCGAAAGCUCAAUGACUUGAGUAAACGAGCACGUCUUGCCAAGGUUCAUGCCUACAUUAUUGGUGCUUUAGCCAAGGAAAUGCCUAGGAUAUUUGGGAAAGAUUCUAAAAAAAAAGAACUCAUUAAUAAUUUGCCCAAAAUAUUUGAACAACUUCAGUGGUCACUAAAAAUUGCACCAGGUGACUUCCCUGAUAUUAGAUUUAUGCAGGAACAAUUGGAAUUGCAUGACUUUGGCAAGUUUGAAUUGCUGGAUGAAGAACUCAUUAGAACAGUAGACGACAUGUUGGCUACAGAUAUCACUCGUAUCAUGUCUCUCAUGCCAGUUCAAGAAGAGAAGUUUGCCAGUUCAGACACUGUAUCAGGUGGAGCUUUUGAAAAUGUAGAUGACCGUGAAAGCCCAUUUGGCUUUGGACGUAAUGAAGGAGCCCUGGCAGGCCAUGGCGAUUUAGAAUGGAUUGUUGCCAAGAGCAAACCAAAGUAUGAUGAAUUGUUCAAUACUCUAGAGCAAGUGGGAGGUAAACUUACAAGAUCUGCUGCUAAAGAAGAAUUAUUAAAAUCUAAACUUCCCAAUUCAGUUUUAAGCCGCAUUUGGCAUUUAGCCGAUAUUGAUAGAGAUGGUCUACUGGAUGCGGAUGAGUUUGCAUUGGCUAUGCAUUUGGUUAAGGUGAAAGUAGAUGGCCAUGACAUCCCACAACAGCUUCCUGAUCAUUUGGUUCCUCCAUCAAAACGACAAUCACAAAGAAAAGCAUCAUUUGCCUGAAAAUCAUUACUAUUUAAAUAAAUUAGGAGCACUGUCAUUCAAUCCUAAAUCACCAUAUUGUAAGUUUCCACUGACUUUCAAAUGUUCCUUCCUAAUUGUUAAAAUGUUCUGAUUAGAGGGCUUGUCCUUCUACUCUAAUACCUCAAUUCUGUGAUGGUUGAUUAAUCUGCUAAGGUUUUAUAAUACAAAGGACAGAGUUACAAGCUUGUACAUAAUAAUGUUGAGGAGUAUGGUAAAUGUAACAACAAAUUUUCAGAAAUAUGAGCUUCUGAAUCAAGUUUUUCCCCAGCAAAACACUAGCGCAUAGGGCCAAGGAAUCUGUUAAAAAGCUAUCACCCAAGUAUAAUGUCCUACAUGAGUUGAUAGCUCGUCAUCUGUGAUUUAAUAAAUUUUUAAGUAAUUUUAA